Myxozyma melibiosi is the source of this 1185-nucleotide messenger RNA. RefSeq lists its product as uncharacterized. The record is from RefSeq and is a predicted model, not a curated record. The coding region runs from base 116 to 949 and encodes 277 amino acids. NCBI's taxonomy places the organism in Eukaryota, Fungi, Ascomycota, Lipomycetes, Lipomycetales, Lipomycetaceae. The transcript has 2 exons. Gene Ontology annotation, molecular function: protein binding.
CUUGUUGGAGAGCUGCGUGCCCGUACCCUACCAACCGUUGUACUCUGCUUCUCAUACAAAGUGCUUUAGUAUCUAGUUAUCUAAUCAACUCUUCUGUAUAUUGCUACCCAUAACGAUGGCGAUAUUAGAAGAACUUGCAACCUUUGCAAGAGAAGCUCAGAAACGAGCGGAUCAAACUCCCCGGAAUCCGCCGUCAUCCUCUAAAAUCACGCCCGUAUCAGACUCCGAUGACGACAGGAAAAGUUCAGACAAUGACGACUCAGAGACUGAGGAGUUCACAAACGCGACUGAAACUCAAGCGUCUGACGAGGUCUCGGCUGUUCAAACAAAUGAUGAUUCGAAACCAGCAGUGGUUCAAGGAGGAGAGUCCAGCGACGGUGCCACUGAGGAGAAAUUCUCACCAGAAGAAGAAGCCUCGUUACUAGCCGAGUCCGACGCACUCAAGACUUUAGGAAACAGUUUAUUUGGCGAUCAAGCGUACGAAGAAGCCAUUUUGAAAUACAAUGCAGCGCUGGAAGUGUGUCCGGUCUACCUCGCCAAGCCGCGUUCAGUUCUUCAUAGCAAUAUAUCAGCAUGCUACGCAAAGCAGGAGAAGUGGAAAAAAUGCGUGGACGCGUGCAAUGAGUCCUUGAAGCUGGAUCCUGAUUACAUGAAACCGCUGCUUCGUCGCGCAAUGGCGAACGAGAAGAUUGGAACCUGGUCGUCGCUCCAGAUCGCUAUGGACGACCUCAAACACGCGCAGGAACUCAAACCGGCGCGGGAAAAUCAACUGGCGAUGGCGAGGUUGGAGCCCAAGAUUGCCGAAGCGCAAAAGGCGGAGACGGCGGAGAUGAUUGGCAAGCUGAAGGAGCUCGGGAAUGGGAUCUUGAAGCCGUUUGGUCUUUCGACUGAUAUGUUUAAGAUGCAGCCGGACGGGAAGGGCGGGUAUAGCAUGAAUUUCUCAAAAUGAGGGCAUCUUUUCUAUUUUUGAUUAUGUAUAUUUCACUAUCUCCUCGGCACAUUUAUCAGGCGUUUAUUGAAUUUAUGGAUUUUAGCAAGAACAGUGAUAUUGUGGUUCAGAUAAUAGAAGAAUGAACUGUGACAGUAGUCAGUCGCGCGUAGUCCUAUUCCUGGUUGUUGAACGGCGCAUCCACGAUCCUCGAAAAUUCCUCCUGCAGAUAACUAUGGUCAACAACACUUGCAACA